This is a messenger RNA of Didymella exigua CBS 183.55, 921 nucleotides long. RefSeq lists its product as uncharacterized. The coding region runs from base 62 to 706 and encodes 214 amino acids. The transcript is spliced from 2 exons. NCBI's taxonomy places the organism in Eukaryota, Fungi, Ascomycota, Dothideomycetes, Pleosporales, Didymellaceae. The record is from RefSeq and is a predicted model, not a curated record.
CAGGAACAUCCACAAUACGGACUCGAUCCUCAACUAACUAAGCCUUUGCAACAACAUCAACAUGGUCCUCGAGCUCCAUCCAUGUACCGAGUUGGACAUCCCGGAGUUUGUCCGAAUCCAGAUUGCGGCAUUCGGGACUGGCGGCGGCAUGACCCAAUUCAUGGUCGAACAUCCACCUUCAGAAGAGUACAUCAACAAGUCAGUCGACAAGCACCUCAAGUCGUUCCGCGAAGAGGAUGAUAUCACAUAUCUCAAGGUCGUCGACACCGAGCGUGAUGGCCAGAUGAUUGCCGGUGCAAAGUGGCGCAUCAACCAAAAGGAGCGCAAGGAGCAGGAGAUACAGUCCAUGCUGCCUGUGCCAGGCGCAGACGAAGAUGGAAAGCAGGCAAUGAUCGACUUCAUCUGGUAUCUGAACAGGGUUAGGAAAGAGUUCAUGGGCACCAAGCCCUUCUACUUCUUGCAUAUCUUGAUUACCGACCCAGAACACCAUCGACGCGGGGCUGGUGCUAAGCUCAUCUGUUGGGGCACUGCACAGGCUGACGCUGCGCAACUGCCGUGCUUCUUGGAGUCCUCAGUCAUGGGCCGGCCGUUGUAUGCUAGGUGCGGAUUUACGCCACGAUAUGAGCAGAGUUUUGACCUGACCAAGUAUGGAGGCAAGGGUAAAGACAUGAACACGGUCAUGAUCCGGGAUCCCGUAAAGGCCUAGGCAGAAGGCGCCGCGCUUUCAAGACCAAGAGAUAGGAGUAACCACGACGAACGGGGCAUGAGCACGUGGCAAAAACUUCUUCCUAUGGUAUUCGCCUAUAUUACCCCAUAUGAAGAUCUUUACGUCUGCUUGUAUGUGAUCGUUACACCUGUUGAAGUACCACAUCACUGAAUGCCAACUUCACAAUAUUGAAUGUGUUAAAUGUCAGUCGGACU